AGUCAACAUUGUCUGUUAAAAACAGACAAUGAAGCUAAACGUUUUGUUUAUCAAUGUCACACUAAAAAAAACUAAAUUAUUGCACUUAAGAAACCUGUUUCCACCUACACAAUCAGAGACAAGUUACAGUCCAGGUCAUAAUUCAGAUGAUAAUUAACUUGUAUUCACUUAUCUCCUUAAGCUCCACCUUUGGGUCCUCAACCCCUGGUAUUAUAUUCAAACAUCUUGUCAGUUUCAACCAGUUACAUCUGAUGAUUGCAGCUGGACUUGGAAUUGAAUUAAUUCUGUGAUUAGAAAUAUUUGACCGUACAAAGAAACUGAACAUUUAUUUUGAGAAAAGUUUAGUCAUCCACCUGCAGGCAACAUGUGUACCGGGGCUUGUUCAAAGUUUAUUGCAAUCCCUCUCUAUGUCCUGGCUCUUGUGUCGGCCAUCUGCAACAUCAUGCUUUUCUUCCCUGACUUUGAUACACAGUAUGCAAGUGAAGACAAUGAAGAAGAUCCAAGGCUCACAGACGAAGUGAAAUAUAUGGGAGGCUUUAUUGGAGGAGGAAUCAUGGUCAUCAUUCCUGCCAUUCACAUUCAUCUGACAAGUGCAAAGAACUGCUGUGCCAACCGUUGUGGGAUGUUCCUGUCCAUUGGGUUUGCUGGACUGGGUGUGUUGGGGGCCAUUUUCAGUUUGAGUGUUGCUUCUGUGGGUCUUUCCAAUGGGCCAGUGUGCCAGUGGUCAAAUACAGAAAGCCCAACUCCUUCAUGGGGAAGACCGUUUUUGAACAGUAAUGACAGCUACCUGAAUAACAAAGAAAUGUGGGAUUGGUGUAAGGUACCAGAGAAUGUGGUUGAAUUCAACGUGGCGUUGUUCUCCACCCUGCUGGUAGCUGCCAUUCUGGAGCUUAUCCUCUGUGCCAUCCAGAUGGUCAAUGGCCUAUUUGGAUGUAUCUGUGGCACCUGCACUGAUAAGGAGUGAGGCAAAGUGGAUCAACUUCACACCAUGACUUCUUGAUGAAGACCUGAGAGAGAUCUUUCAUGAUCACAAUCAUCACAAUAACUACACAAUAGUCUUACCCUCAAUGAUCUUACAUGGUGCAGGUUUUCUGUUUGUGCUUUGAAUUAGCAUUAAUAAUAUGAAAUCAUGAAGAGGAUUGACUGGGAUUACUGCCAAUUGUUUUUUUCUUUUCAUUCCUUCAAAUAUUAAAACGAAAUUUCCAUCUCAAGAUACAUUCUGUAUUUGAGCAUGUAAAGUUAUUUUUAAUAUUUUGUAAUAACAUUUUUAACAUGGAGCUUAAGCGGGAUUUCAGUCUGAAGAAACUCUAUUGCCUACCUCCAUUCAAUCAAAGACUCUUUGUCGCAAGCCUAUCAGCUUUGAGCUGCUCCUCCUCGAAGCCAAUCAGCAUCCUGGGUUCAUCUUAAAAGAACUCCACAUCCUCGUCUUGGCCUUCUGCCCAGCUGGCAAGCGGUAGCUGCGCAGUGUCUGGUUUGGACUCUGAUGACUGGAUUCAACCCACCUCCAUCCCCUUCUCCACCAUCGUAGCAAGCUCCGCCUGGCUUUCCUACGGUCCUCCUUCAACCUCGUCCCUAUCAGAGUGUAAUUCCUCCCAGACUCUUACGGAAUUGCCUGUCACUCCUUCAAAAGGUCCGGCAGAAGACCGCCAUGUUGAGUCUGGUUCUGCCAGAGGUUUCUUCCCAAAGGGGAGUUUUUCCUCUCCAC
Molecule: messenger RNA, 1705 nt
Organism: Fundulus heteroclitus (mummichog)
Lineage: Eukaryota; Metazoa; Chordata; Actinopteri; Cyprinodontiformes; Fundulidae
Gene: tm4sf21b
Product: L6_membrane domain-containing protein
Exons: 5
Coding region: 365-964 (199 amino acids)
Cellular component (GO): membrane
Source: RefSeq, a predicted model, not a curated record